Messenger RNA from Maudiozyma barnettii, 2121 nucleotides. RefSeq names its product protein serine/threonine kinase activating protein DBF4 (gene DBF4). The coding region runs from base 1 to 2121 and encodes 706 amino acids. Gene Ontology annotation, molecular function: protein serine/threonine kinase activator activity; nucleic acid binding; zinc ion binding. Lineage: Eukaryota; Fungi; Ascomycota; Saccharomycetes; Saccharomycetales; Saccharomycetaceae. Gene Ontology annotation, biological process: regulation of cell cycle phase transition; positive regulation of nuclear cell cycle DNA replication. Gene Ontology annotation, cellular component: nucleus; Dbf4-dependent protein kinase complex. The transcript has a single exon. The record is from RefSeq and is a predicted model, not a curated record.
AUGGCAUCUCCGACUAAGUUUCAAAUGAGAUCUCCACUGAAGGAGACUGAUGCUAAUAUGAAGCAUUUGGUUCACCCUACUAAGAAGCGUCUCAUAGAUCAAAUUGACAUCAUUGAUGUAGAUGAAAAAAAUCUACUCAAUGAAAGCAACAGUAAUAGGAACGAUAAUGACAAUGAUAAUGAUGAUCAUAAUAGCAUUAAUAAUGAGAAUAUCAUUGAUGAUAACGAAAGGGAACAGAUCAACAAUGAUGAUAAUAAAUACCGUAAUACUACACCCGAGAGGCGUCGACAAGUAACUGAUUAUUUGGUAAAGAGACCUAAGAUAGAACGUGCUAGAUCCAUUGAAGGUGCAGUUUUGGUUAGUAAGAAAACGGUGUUGAAAGCCAUUGAACCAAAAGUAACGCAGAAGGAUUUAUUAGAAUGGCAAAAUAAUUGGAAGAAAAUAAUGAAAUACGAUUCUAAAAUUUAUUUUGAUAUCACUGAGGAUCCCGAAACUACUAUUCCACAGAAGAGAACUUUAGACAAGAAACAGGAAUUACUUAAGAGAGGAUUCCAAUCCUUGGGUGCUAAGAUUACCUCCUUUUUUGAUAAUAGCGUCACCAUUGUUAUCACUAGAAGAGAUACUAAUAAUAUGGCAUUUUUAAAUUCCAAUGAUAUACUGAGACGCGCGAAGAGACAUUAUAUGAAACUAUGGAUGUAUGAAAAAGCUUCACGUUUCUUAGGAAAUUUGGAUGUUGACCUUGACGAAAUUGCAAACACUUAUAAUUCAAACACGGCAACGACAACAUUAUCUAAUUUAUUACAAAAUGAAAAACUUUAUGGUCCAAAUGAUAGAGAUCCCAGGACCAAAAGGGAUGAUACACAUUAUUUUAAAUAUCCGCAUGUUUAUAUGUAUGACCUUUGGCAAACAUGGUCACCUCUAAUUACAUUAGAAUGGAAAUAUUCAGCAGUACAAAAGAAAAAUGAAUUACCAUAUCCGAUAGUAAAAGGUGGUACAUUUGGUAGAUGUCCCUUUGUUGGUGAUAGAACGUGUAAUGAAAAUGCAUAUAAACGGGUUGUUAAACGUUAUGCACGUGAUAAAUUAAACAAGAAUUACGCUAUUAAGUUACGUAAACUUUAUCAAACACAGGCUACUCCUUACCCCGUAGCAGAUGAGGAUGUAAUUUUUCUACCUCAUGAACAGUGUGAUUCGAAAUCCAUAUAUUACCGAUGGCAAAUGCUUAAAAAGGGUAUCGAGGAACCUUCUGAAAUAUCGUUCGAACGUGACUUAGAUAAUUCCAAUAACAGUCCUUCCGGAGAUUCAAAGAGAGGAAAAUCGGAAGGACAAAAUAUGAAAAUUACAGAAGAAGGUGCAUACAAGGUCCAAUCAAAGGAUAACUUAGUAUUCGAUUCUUCUAAAAACAUGAUUGUUGCAUUAGAUACACCAAGCACCAAACAGGUGGAAACAUCUCAUUUUCCAAACAAACCUGGUGUGUACAAGGAACCUCCAACGCCUAAGUUGAAGAGACCAGUUCUUGCUUCGUUUACAAGACAAGACACGGAAGAUUAUUUUCCAGAUGACCUUUGCAACUCAAAGAGACAGUCUCAUAUUAAUUACGAAAUAAAAGCAAGUGGUGUUCAUCAAUCAAAUGAUGUUGCGACAUCUUUUGGUAAUGGUUUAGGACCUACAAAAGCUAGUGUUAUGAGUAAGAAUAUUAAAACUUUAAGCAGAUUUGUAGUCGAUAGGAAACUAACUACACCAAGUACAAGAAAAUUGGGAACUGGAAAAUUAUCUCAUUCACAGCUACUUAACGAAAACAAUGCUGUAGAAACUAUCAAUGACAAGAAAGUCCUGAUGUCCAAAACUGCUAGUCAUAGUAAUGACACUAAUCUUAAGGAUGACGCUACAACUGCACAAAGUGUGAAAGUUGAACGCACAAUUACAAAUAAUCAGCCUCCUAAGGCUCCAGUUUCACAGCCAAAAGUGGUGCCUAAAAAUUCAGGAUAUUGCGAAAAUUGUAGAGUUAAGUAUGAUUCUUUAGAAAUCCAUAUCCAAUCGGAGAAACAUAUUACUUUCGCUGAUAACUCUAUGAACUUCGAGGCUAUCGACACCUUAAUUGGCAAAUUAAAAUUUCAAUUUUAA